Medioppia subpectinata is the source of this 1077-nucleotide messenger RNA. Lineage: Eukaryota; Metazoa; Arthropoda; Arachnida; Sarcoptiformes; Oppiidae. The record is from the annotation of a GenBank genome assembly.
AAUGGUCCCCCGGUUUGGGUGAACGUGACUACAGGGCUGUCAACACAAACAAGUGAUGAUCGAGAGUUCGAGACCUAUAUAUGGCACGACUGGAGCGCUCGAGAACUAACCAAAGCUCGAGCCCUCACACUCGCAGUGUUCACAACUCUUUUAGAAAUGACCGCAAGAUCUAAAGUGUUGUCCAACUGGUCGUCCAGUCUUAUAGACGCCGAACCGCCGGUUCUUCAGACAACGCCUCAACCGAUGCUUAACAGGUCGGCCACCGCUUCGGCGAAGAGCAACAGAUCCGCCGACAAGUCUGACCGAAGAGUAUCGCCCAAAAGCGCCGACAAGAAGACCGACGAGAAUUGGUUGAAACAUAAGAAUAGAGAUAAUAUGAAAUCGAAGACAAGAAGCGAAACGCCGGUGAAGAGUGGCAUCACUUUGAGACCAAACAGAGCCGCCGAAGUGAUACAAAGUCCAGACAAACCAAAUACAGUCCAAAAAGACAAACAAUUGGAUAACAAUUUGAAUACUUUUUCGACUAAAUUAAGAAAACAUUCAAACAAUUCAAAUGGCAAUUCAGAGACGGCUAAUGAAGUGACCACUAAUGCUGCGAAACAAGCCGUGAGAGGCACCAAAAGUAAUGCCAAAGAAGUGAAGAUAAAUGUGAUGGAAAGCGAUGAGUCAAUGGAAGAGAUGGAUGUGUCGGACGAUAAUGGGAUCUGUAUUAACAAGGAUUGCAAUCAAGAGAUAAACAAGUUUUAUAUAUUUGAAGGCAAAUUCUGUUCGUCGGUCUGCGCUGUCCGGCAAUGGACUCAAAACUUCCACAACAAUUGGGGUCAGAAGAAGACUUAAUUAAUACAUUUUAAACACAUUUUACACUUUAAUAUUCAUUGCGUCCAAUCAUACAAUCAAAGCCUGCAUUUCAUUCAUUCAUUUUUACAUUUUUAAUUAUGAAUUUUAAUAUGAAUUUACAUUUUAAUCACUUUACAACUGAACCCAAGUCCACAUCCCAUUGCUGUACCGCAAGAGAGGCCACUCUUGCAUACAAUGGAUUCACAAUGCAAUCAAUUAAUAAUUAGAUGAACUGCCAGU